This is a messenger RNA of Psammomys obesus (fat sand rat), 13098 nucleotides long. It is a transcript of the gene Helz, whose product is annotated as helicase with zinc finger. The record is from RefSeq and is a predicted model, not a curated record. Lineage: Eukaryota; Metazoa; Chordata; Mammalia; Rodentia; Muridae. Gene Ontology annotation, cellular component: cytosol; P granule. Gene Ontology annotation, biological process: regulatory ncRNA-mediated post-transcriptional gene silencing. Gene Ontology annotation, molecular function: ATP binding; helicase activity; metal ion binding. The transcript has 33 exons. The coding region runs from base 180 to 6014 and encodes 1944 amino acids.
UGGGGACGUUGACAAGUGGAUCCAAGAUGGCGUAGAAAGUAAUGACAGGAAUUGGAUGAAGUAAUUGAUCACUAAUGAACUACAGAGCCGGUGAGAUGUGCAAGAAAGUAUAAAGCGCUCUGAUGGGCUGUUUGGGUGCUACCCAGAGCAGUGAACUGCAGGAUUUUUGUCCCUGAGUCAUGGAAGACAGAAGAGCUGAAAAGUCAUGUGAACAAGCAUGUGAGUCACUGAAGAGGCAGGACUAUGACAUGGCCCUCCAGCACUGCACCGAGGCCCUGCUUUCUCUUGGCCAGUACUCCAUGGCAGACUUGACAGGGCCGUGUCCACUGGAGAUUGAGCGCAUCAGGAUCGAGAGUCUUCUUUACAGAAUUGCCUCAUUCUUGCAGUUGAAAAACUACGGGCAAGCUGAUGAAGAUUGUAGGCAUGUGCUGGGGGAAGGACUGGCCAGGGGAGAGGGUGCCUUCCGGGCAGUGCUGUGCUGCAUGCAGCUGAAAGGGAAGCUCCAGCCUGUGUCCUCCAUCCUUGCCAAGUCACUGUCAGGGGAGUCUCUGAAUGGCAUGGUAACGAAAGAUUUGACAAGACUCAAGACGCUUCUGACAGAAACAGAGACAGCAGCAAGUAAUGCCGUCCCUGGAUGUCAUAUGGAAGACUUAGAUGAAGGCUCUUGUAAUGGUUGGCAUUUCCGCCCGCCACCCAGGGGAAUCACAAGCAGUGAGGAAUAUACUUUGUGUAAAAGGUUUUUAGAGCAAGGAAUCUGUAGGUAUGGUGCCCAGUGUACUUCAGCACAUUCCCAGGAAGAGCUAGCAGAGUGGCAGAAAAGAUAUGCCUCACGGUUGAUAAAGCUGAAGCAGCAAAAUGAGAAUAAACAGCUCUCAGGCAGCUACAUGGAGACCUUGAUAGAAAAGUGGAUGAGCUCCCUGUCUCCUGAGAAAGUGCUUAGCGAGUGCAUAGAGGGGGUUCAGGUGGAGCACAACCCUGACCUGUCAGUCACUGUCAACACCAAAAAAUCCCACCAGACGUGGACCUUCGCUCUGACCUGUAAGCCUGCAAGAAUGCUGUGUCGGGUGGCACUGCUUUAUGACGCGCAUCGCCCUCACUUUAGUAUCAUUGCCAUAUCUGCCGGAGAUAGGACUACCCAGGUAUCACAAGAAGUCCCCGAGAACUGUCAAGAAUGGAUAGGAGGAAAGAUGGCCCAAAAUGGAUUAGAUCAUUACGUGUAUAAAGUCGGGAUAGCAUUUAACACAGAAAUAUUUGGAACUUUUCGCCAAACCAUUGUUUUCGACUUUGGAUUGGAGCCAGUACUCAUGCAAAGAGUAAUGAUUGAUGCAGCUUCUACAGAAGACCUUGAAUACCUGAUGCACGCAAAGCAGCAGCUGGUGACCACAGCCAAGCGCUGGGAUUCUUCUUCUAAGACUAUUGUAGAUUUUGAACCCAAUGAAACUACUGAUUUGGAGAAGAGCCUUCUGAGCAGAUACCAAAUUCCUCUCUCUGCCGACCAGCUGUUUACACAGUCCGUUCUAGACAAAUCAUUGACCAAGACAAACUAUCAGUCACGGCUGCACGACCUGCUUUAUAUUGAGGAGAUAGCCCAGUAUAAAGAAGUCAGCAGGUUCAACCUUAAAGUGCAAUUGCAGAUUUUAGCAAGCUUCAUGCUCACUGGAGUUUCUGGGGGUGCAAAGUAUGCUCAGAAUGGACAACUUUUUGGUCGUUUUAAGCUUACUGAAACCCUUUCUGAAGACACUUUGGCUGGACGACUGGUGAUGACCAAAGUCAAUGCUGUUUAUUUAUUACCAGUCCCUAAAGAGAAACUAGUACAGACGCAGGGAACCAAAGAGAAGGUUUAUGAAGCUACUAUUGAAGAAAAAACAAAAGAUUAUAUAUUUUUAAGGAUAUCCAGGGAAUGCUGUGAAGAGCUUAAUCUGCGGCCUGACUGUGACACACAGGUUGAGCUUCAGUUUCAAUUGAACCGAUUACCCCUCUGUGAAAUGCAUUAUGCACUAGACAGAAUUAAGGACAAUGGUGUCUUGUUUCCAGAUAUCAGUAUGACUCCUACCAUACCUUGGAGUCCCAACAGACAAUGGGACGAGCAGUUGGAUCCUCGACUAAAUGCAAAACAGAAAGAAGCUGUUCUGGCCAUCACCACUCCGCUCUCCAUCCAGCUGCCGCCCGUUCUCAUCAUCGGCCCCUAUGGGACAGGGAAGACCUUCACUCUGGCUCAGGCCGUCAAGCACAUACUGCAGCAGCAGGACACGAGCAGGAUUCUCAUUUGCACCCAUUCUAAUAGUGCUGCUGACCUCUACAUAAAGGAUUAUUUACAUCCAUAUGUAGAAGCAGGCAAUCCCCAGGCAAGACCUCUCAGGGUGUAUUUCCGAAACCGCUGGGUGAAGACUGUCCACCCAGUUGUGCACCAGUACUGUCUGAUCUCAAGCGCACAUUCCACCUUUCAGAUGCCCCAGAAGGAGGAUGUUCUUAAGCAUCGAGUGCUGGUGGUCACACUGAACACUUCCCAGUACCUCUGCCAGCUGGACCUGGAGCCCGGGGUUUUUACGCACAUUCUGUUGGACGAAGCUGCCCAGGCCAUGGAGUGUGAGACCAUAAUGCCUCUAGCCUUAGCAACGAAAAACACACGCAUUGUUUUGGCUGGGGAUCAUAUGCAGCUCAGUCCUUUUGUUUACAGCGAGUUUGCCAGGGAGAGAAACCUUCAUGUUUCAUUACUUGAUCGACUCUACGAGCAUUACCCUGCCGAGUUCCCGUGCAGGAUCCUCUUGUGUGAGAACUACCGCUCCCAUGAAGCUAUCAUCAACUAUACCUCUGAGCUUUUCUACGAGGGUAAACUGAUGGCCAGUGGAAAGCAGCCAGCACACAAGGACUUCUACCCACUAACAUUUUUUACAGCACGAGGGGAAGAUGUACAAGAAAAAAAUAGCACAGCCUUUUAUAACAAUGCAGAGGUAUUUGAAGUGGUGGAGCGUGUAGAAGAGCUAAGGCGGAAGUGGCCAGUGGCGUGGGGGAAGUUAGAUGAUGGCAGCAUCGGUGUGGUGACGCCAUAUGCUGAUCAGGUGUUUAGGAUCCGGGCUGAACUUCGGAAGAAGAGGCUCUCUGACGUGAGUGUAGAGAGGGUGCUCAACGUUCAAGGAAAGCAAUUCAGAGUUCUCUUUCUUAGCACAGUGCGCACACGCCACACUUGCAAGCAUAAGCAGACGCCAAUUAAAAAGAAAGAGCAGCUUCUGGAAGACUCCACUGAGGACUUAGAUUAUGGUUUUUUAUCUAACUACAAACUUCUGAAUACUGCCAUCACCAGAGCACAGUCCCUGGUUGCUGUGGUGGGCGAUCCCAUUGCUCUGUGCUCUGUUGGAAGAUGUAGGAAGUUUUGGGAGCGGUUUAUUGCCCUGUGUCACGAAAAUCACAGCCUGCACGGGAUCACGUUUGACCAGAUCAAGGCUCAGUUAGAGGCUUUAGAACUCAAGAAGACUUAUGUGUUGAAUCCACUGGCUCCUGAAUUUAUCCCCCGGGCUUUACGACUGCAGCAUUCAGGAAACAGCAGCAGACAGCAGCAGUCGCCACCCAAGGGGAAAAGCCUCCACCAUCCCCAGAGCGACCAUUUUCAGAGUGACGGAAUCGUUCAGCCCAAUCCUUCCGUACUUAUUGGCAAUCCUAUUAGAGCAUAUACUCCUCCGCCCCCUCUUGGACCUCACCCAACUUUGGGGAAAUCUCCAAGCCCCGUUCAAAGAAUAGACCCUCACACUGGGACAAGUAUUCUUUAUGUACCUGCUGUCUACGGAGGAAAUGUAGUUAUGUCGGUGCCUUUACCUGUGCCAUGGACAGGGUACCAGGGUAGGUUUGCAGUUGAUCCUCGGAUUAUUACCCAUCAGGCAGCGAUGGCCUAUAAUAUGAACCUAUUACAUACACAUGGACGUGGAUCACCAAUCCCUUAUGGCCUUGGACAUCACCCACCUGUCAGCCUAGGGCAGCCGCAGAAUCAGCACCCAGAGAAGGAUCAACAGGAACAAAACCGAAAUGGUAAAACUGAUACAAAUAACCCCGGACCUGAAAUUAAUAAGAUCCGAACACCAGAGAAAAAGCCUGCAGAGCCCAAACAGGUUGAUUUGGAAUCAAAUCCACAGAACAGAAGUCCCGAAACCCGUCCCGGCGUUGUCUAUUCCAAUACCAAAUUUCCUCGAAAAGAUAAUCUCAACCCAAGACACAUUAAUCUUCCUCUUCCUGCUCCUCACGCACAGUAUGCAAUCCCUAGCCGCCAUUUUCAUCCCCUUCCUCAGCUACCCAGGCCGCCAUUUCCCAUCCCCCAGCAGCACACCUUGUUAAAUCAGCAGCAGAAUAAUUUACCUGACCAACCAAAUCAGGUGGCACCUCAGCCAAAUCAGGUGGUCCAGCAGCAAAGCCAGGCCCCUCCGCAGGCCCUGCAGCCACCGCCUCAGCUCUCUCCUGCACUUCAGGCGGGGCCCUCCAGUGCGUUUUUCAGUAAUGCAGUUGCUCACCGACCACAGACUCCUCCUGCCACAGAGGCUGUGGCUCCCGAGCAGCAGCCACCUCCCGUGCUGCCUGAUGGCCACAGUCCACUGAGAGCCAUCACUCAGCCUGGCCCCAUCCUGGCGUCCCCUUUGAACAACUUUGUUGACGAGAGCUCCCCGGGAUUGCCUGUAGGAGAAGCUGUGGAUGGAGUCCACGGAAGUGCAGCCCUGGAGACACUGAGGCGGCAGCAGGCGCGGCUGCCGCGGUGGGGUGAGCACCAUGCCUGUCUCAGCCAGGGCAGCGUCCCGUACUCACUCCCUCACCAUCCUCACCUCCCGCAGCUGCCCCAGCCACCCAUCGGCCUCCCCCAGCCGCCAGGGAGAGCGGAGUGGAAACUCACCAGCAGGGCUGACGACGAAGCCGAGACAACAUUCUCAAGGUUUCAAGACUUGCUCAGAGAGCUGUCUCAUCGUGAUCAAGGCGACACUCGAGAGCUUGCUGAAAUGCCACCACCGCAAUCAAGACUUUUGCAAUACAGACAAGUUCAGGCCAGAAGCCCACCAGCGGUCCCGUCUCCCCCUUCCGCCACAGACCACAGUGGCCAGUUUUCUAACGUUAAUGACAACAGCAGAGACCUUGGAGUGGCCCACAGCCCAGCAUUCCCACAGCGCCUCCCUCCUCAGCUCUUUGGCUCCCCCUUUUCGUUGCCAUCUGAACACCUUGCUCCACCUCCCCUGAAAUACCUGGCUCCUGAAGGAGCAUGGAAUUUUGCUAACUUGCAGCAGAAUCAUUUAAUAGGGCCAGGCUUCCCCUAUGGCCUACCUCCAUUGCCUCCCAGGCCACCGCAGAACCCUUUUGUACACAUCCAGAACCAUCACCAUGCUGUUGGUCAAGAGCCAUUUCACCCUCUGUCAUCUCGAACAGUGUCGUCUUCUUCGCUCCCCAGCCUAGAAGAGUAUGAGCCCAGAGGACCCGGUCGGCCCUUGUACCAAAGAAGAAUCUCAUCUAGCUCAGCCCAGCCUUGUGUGGAAGAAGGCAACACCCCGCAAGACAGCCUGGCUCAGGGCAAAGACACGCAGGACCACGGCCACACACCUGCGUUCAGCUUCCCAGCCCCCGAGUCCUGGGCCAACAGCACCUCAUCUGCCCCCUACCAGAACAUUCCGUGCAAUGGAUCCAGCAGGACACCUCAGCCCAGAGAGCUGAUAGCCCCGCCCAAGACUGUCAAACCCCCUGAGGAUCAGCUGAAGCCCGACAGCGGGGAGGCGUCCAGUUCCUUCAACUACUCGGUGCUGCAGCACCUCGGCCAGUUCCCACCCCUCAUGCCCAACAAGCAGAUCGCAGAGUCGGCCAACAGCAGCCACCAGCAGAGUCCGGCAGGGAGCAAGCCGGCAAUGUCCUAUGCCAGUGCGCUGCGGGCCCCGCCCAAGCCCAGGCCCCCGCCCGAGCAGGCGAAGAAGGGCAGCGACCCGCUGUCCCUGUUCCAGGAGCUCAGCCUAGGCAGCAGCCCGGGCAGCAACGGCUUCUACUCCUACUUCAAGUGACCGCCCUCGCUCGCCUCUGAAUGUUGGGUUCCUGGUUGUCCGUAGGAUUGAGGUGGCGGCUGCGCCUGCGCACAGCCCUCCGUAAUGUUGACCGUGCUCGCACUCAGUCCCCUUGCUGCUAGACCUGCGCCUAAGUUUGAAAGUAUAUUCCAUUAUUUUGCAUUUUUGAUGUGAGUCAGAAUUUCGACAGCUUUUAUGUAGAAUAAAAAUAUUUUUAAAUUUGUGUAUUGUUACAUAUGUUUGCAUCAAGCUAGCAGCUAAGAGGUUAAUUGUGCAACUAUAAAAAAAAAAGAAAAAAGUUUGUCUAAAAUAUAUUUAAAAAGAAAAAAAUGUUAAGUAGCAUUUACAUUUAUUCAAUAAUAUUACCACAUGCUGGGUUUCUGUACCAGAAAUGGCCAGUUGAUGUACAAAUGUAUGUUAUUUUUGCUUAAAUUCACUUAAAAAAUUUUUUUAAAUAAAGGGGCAGCAUCUUCUAAAAACUUUAUCUUUUUUUUUUUUUUUUGGUGACAGGAUGCUGCGUUCUAAAACUUUCAGAGUUUUAGACUCUGUGACAUGCUGUUCUCUCCAUCAGCAUAGGGUGGAGGUCAAGGCCUUCUUUGCCCAUGUGUAUUCUGUAUGCCACUGGGUUUUGAAAUGUGAAAAAGAAAAAGAAAAAAAAAAAAAACUAGCCAAAACCCACUGGCAUACUUAGUUUUGUUUUGGUUUUUGACAAGCAACACUUCCCGCUUGUUUUUAAUGUUAAUUUGAGAGUGUGUUGUUGUUGUUUUUUUUUUUUUAAAAAAAAAAAACACAAAUCAUGAAGCUGAAAAUUUUUAGGAUUGUUGGUGCUUAGUAGACUUGAUAACUAUUUUAAAACUGCGUGAAUUUAGUGAAAAAUCCUUUUCUCACUCUGCAUGUGUAAGUGUCUGUGGCCUGCCCCUACCCCCCAGGGCAGAAAGAACUGUGCCCACUAAAGGUUUGGCUUUCUUUUCCUCCAGGAAAAAUUUUGGUACCUUAUUUGAUGUUUACAUUAAGAUAUGACAUUACACAUGGCAAUUCUAAGAUUUUUCUAGUUGUUUGAGGAAUAUCAUUAAAGAAAAAAAUGUUCGUCAAAAAUUGAUCAAAAUUUAGGGCAUGUUUCAGAUCCUUUGAGUCUUCUGAAGUUCACUCUUGAACCCAUUAUAAAUCUGAAGUUGAAGCCACCGCCUGCAGAGGUCCACAGCCUGACAGUUGUUUUGAAUGGACGUUAAAAGGAGAGGCUGGCCUUUUCAUGUGUGCUUUAACACAGUUGAAUGAGGAACGUCCUUACCAUUUCCUGAUCCAGUAGCUCGAAUUUUAUGUUUCUGAGAUGUCUUGAGACUAUGAUAUAUCUUUUAUUUUUUAUUUUUUUUAAACUAAGAUGAGACCAGGGGAUAGAUAUUUCAAAAGAGCCCAAUCUUCCUGAUGAUCAUUCAAGCAUAGUUCUGGAACUGUGCUGACAGGACAUCUUAAACUGGGUGGAGAGUGGCACGGAAGGCAGAGUUUGUCUGACUAGCCGGCUGCAGCCCCCGAUAGUGUGGGAUUAAAGGCUGUGCUGGUUAAGGACCAGCCACCUCCAGGACCCAUGCCGCAGCCUCUAAUUCAGUGCCACUUUUGUGCUCAGGGCCGAGCCACUGGCACCUGGCUUCCCGCCUCGGGCUGCACACCUCUUGUGAGGCGGCUGAUGUGGACCCCCAGACUGAAGAUGUGUUGAUAGCUAGUGCAGAUCACAGCAGGGGUGUGGGUCCAGUGAGCCAGGCCACCGCGCUCUGCAAGAUGUGACAUCAGCACGUCGCUGGCACACCGUUGGCAGAACAGGAUAACUGUUGCCACAGCACUCUGUGGUUUCUAGUUCUGUGCCCAGACGAGCAGUAGGACUCUCCCAGGAUGAAGCUGCCUGUGUCCCAUCAGUGAGAGCCCCACCCCACACAGGCAGACACACAGCACAGGUCAGCCAAGUGUUCAGAGCCAGUUUGCUAACUCAGAACUGUAUUGCCCGCUUCCAGUUUACCGCUCAUCAGGAGAUAAUUACCUAGUUUUCUGUUUUUCAUACUUGAACCUUUAAAAAAAUAUAUCAGUUUUUAAAAAUUAUUUAUAUUUUAGUUAAAGUCAUGCGUGCACCCUAUCAUCUUAUAUAAAAAUGCUGAUGGCGGGCCCCUUUAAAUGACGUGCGGUGACAUUCUCAGAGUGCGUGUUUCUAGGAAAUGACACUAGCUACUUGUUAGUUGACCGCGGUGUUGGGAAUGUUGAGUGCUCCCAUCUCUCUCUUGUUUCUGCAGCUAGUUGAGGAUUUGUUUCCAUGUUCUCAUGGUCUGGAUAAAGUGCUUGUUUUAACCCGGCCCCCUCCUUCCCAGCGUGACUCCUGUCUUCCCCGUGUGGGCCCUGAGGAGCCUGUUGGCCCUGAGGAGCCUGUUACUUGUGCCGGCAUCUUGUAACAGUCGACAGCAGAUCUUACCUGAAGAGCCAUUGUGAGUUCCCACUGCUGCUCUGUGCUGUUACUCAGUCUUAGUAUUAGCAGCGUUAGUCAGCCUCCUGGAAACAGCUUAUUUCAUUCAUUAGAUUCAACUUUAGAGUUCAGAUGGAACAUAUGUACAUCUGUGUGUGUAUAUAUGUGUUUGUUUACAUACAUAAGCACACAUUUAUUUUUUAAAGAAAACUUGAUAGCUCUGUGAUGCCCUUUUCUUCUGAGGGCAGAUUUCUCCUGACGUCUUCUUAUGAUUUCUUUCAUGUCUUUUGUUCUUUUUCUAGGUGGCAUUUCCUUGUUCUUGCCAGUACUGUUUUUGGUCAUUUCACUACAGCUUGAGGUCUUUCUUUUUCCUCCUUCCCGCUCUCCCUUUCUUUUCCCAUCUUUUUCUUUCAGUUCUUUUAGGUGAUAAUUCAUAGAGCAUUCAACGCUAAGUUUGUUCCUCCUCUUCCCUUUUUGAUCUAAAAAUGAAUUCCUGUUGAGAUUUGACAAACUUCAUUCAUAUUAUGGAUAUUUUUUGGUGUAUUUUUCAAAGAAGUCCACUCUGGCCCUGCCAUUGCUAAUCACAAUAUUUUGAUCGAGCAGUAGUUACUUAAUUGAUCAUUCAGAGUAAUGGCCUCAGUCUUCCUAUCUUCACACAGACAUGCUUUCUGUCUGGGUCGUCCUGUGUGAGGAAAACAUAAAAUUGUCCAGUGUGGGUUAUUUUUUUGUUUUUGUUUUCUUCUAAUCAAAAGUCUAGGAUGAGUUCAGAUUUGAUAGAAGCAUCAACUAGUCUUUUCUGUUCAGAGAGCUGCAGGGUAAGUAAAAUAAACAGAAGUCUCAUGGAAUAAGCAUUACCCGAUAAACAGAGCAGUCUCCAGAGCCUAUUCACUGAAGAGGUUUUCUUCUUUCUGCAGGCAUUGAGGCUCCAAGGAAGCUCACUGUGUCUUUUAACCUUGAGCUUAUAUGUUGUAUUGCAUUGCUGUAGUGUAGUUGAAGGUUCUGUGUUUUGAUAUGUUUCAUUUUGAGAGCAAAGCUGAAAACAUAAAAGAAUGUAUUUCUAGCCACCAUGACUAAGAGUCAGGGUCUGAAAACAGAUAGAUUUAGGUUAAAUCUGAGUGUUUCAAAUAUUGUCAUGGAGAAUGUUAGAUUUCCUGAAAUAGUUGAUUUUUAGGAGAUGCCCAUGAGUGAAGAAAUCAUUGUGUAGUGGAGAGUUUUGCUAAAGAAAAAUUCUAUAAAAAUACAAGAUUAAAACUUCUCGUAUAGUAAAACAUAGAAUUACUGCUUUAAAAUAUUAUUUAUGCUGUUCAUCCCUCCCCAUCCACUUCUCAACCUCCUCACAGUUAAGGUUCUCAUUAAGUAGAUACUGUUUUUUGCUUAUCUUCCCCUUAGCAUAAUGAACCCCCUGCUUCCACCGUUGCCCUGUCUGUCUUCUCACACCUGGGUACACAUGUUUUGGUAGAUCUGAUCUGUCAUCUGGUCCAUAUUCAGGCUGCCCAGAAAUUAGGAAAAAGAUGACUGAAGCUUUGCCUUGUGCUUCUUGUUCAGAAUAUUUCGUAGUGUGCCCCUCACAUCAUGGUACCCAGACUCAUCACCUUGGUCCUUAAACAAAAGCCUUCCUCACAUUGCCCUCUCCCAUUGUUAUCUCCAUUUAAUUAGCAAUUCCAAGACCACUGAAACAGAGGAUUUUUCUCAAGUUUAACAUCCUAAUAAAACAUCAGAAAGUGGCAUUAUGUCAUCAACUCUAAGCUAGAAUAUCAGGUCAUACUUUUUUUUUUUAAGUUUUAGUGUAACAGUCAGACAUUUUGAGCCUACUGAAAAAUACCUACCUUACAGUGAUCUUUAAAGAAACCCUCAUUGUUUAAAAAUGUUUUUGUAAGGAAGGUACAUGAUAGAAGAGUCUACACUUGGACUUGUGAGCUGCGGGUAAAUUCCAGCCCAUUGAGCCAGUGGUAGCCUGAAGCUUCUGAAAAGAGUUUCAAGAGAAAGCCCAUGUGUCCUGUAGUAUUCAGUCAUCAGUGGUAGACCAGACGUGACUUGCAAUUUGUUCAACAGAGAGAUUUUAUUUUGAUACAAAUACUAAACAUAAAGUAUAGUAAGUUUUAUAUAAUUCUAUGAGUUCAUUCAACAAUAUUGUGAGAUUUUCAGUUUGGUUUUCGGGGGUCUUUUUGGCUCUUUCUACCUCAUCUGAGGUCUCUUCUGUACUUUAGUUAGCAUACUAGCAUGUGGUUGCCUGCCUUAGAAUGACGUACUAAGGGGAGGGGAAAUCGAUAUCACCUUUUAAGAAAAAUUUUGAUUUUUAUGGAAUAAUUGUUUUAAUAUUUUAAUGUUUGAAAGUGAAGGGGGAAAGGGUGACAAAUUACAUACAGUGAUAACUAUUUACAAACUUAACGUAUUUUAAGAUUUUAGAAUUGUGAGCGAGAGCAAGCAAAGAAAAAAAGAAAAAAAAAGAAAAAAAGAAAAAGAAAAAAAAAGUUGAUUGUGAAGCUGAAGUCAGCCUUGGCUUUCCCUGGAUGGGUUGUUGAAGUACAGAUGGCUGGAUCCACCCCAGGGUGACUGCCACAGCCGCCCAGGGAGCGCGCUUUGAAGACCGCUGGUCUAGAGAAAGCCAGAGGGUUUUUCAUCUCAUUACUCUUGGGUCAUUUUAAUCAUCCUGACACCACACGUGGCCCAUUUGUUGAAAAAGCUCUCUGUACCUUUGGGGUCUCUGCUCCUCCUCAUUGGGGUGCAGGGGCACUUUCAUUUCUAGGGUGAGUUUGUUGUUAAGGACGCAGCUGCCCGGCUGCCAUCUGGAAGCUGUGCAUUUGUGGGAUGUGCUUUAGAGUUGACCUCAUCCCUACACAUGGAGAGAGAACUGAGGAAAGAAGCCAUCGGACGCCCCGAGAGUGUCCCCGCACUCAUCGAGGCUCACAGUGUGGGAGUCCCUGUCCCAGGGUGGCAGUGACACGGAGCAUCAGAGACGUUAGAUAGUCCCCAAAUAACGGAGUCUAUAGCUUCUUGUUUUCUUUCUCCUCCUCCUCUUCUUCUCCUUCUUCUUCUCUUCUUCUUUUGUAUGUGUAUUGGCAUGAGGGCAAAGGAUUUACUUUCGUAUUAUAUGUUUCUCAGGUUAACAAAGUUAUUUUGGGUUCUCUGCCGUGCCAGCAGGCCUUAGGGAGAGCCUGGGUGUUGUAUGUGGCAGAAAAGAAGCAAUUGUUUCUGAUUCCCUUGCUACCUUGAAGAACUCUGUCUGUUUGCAGAAGAGUUGAGGGGAACACACCCGUCUCCACAGCGUGAGUGACUUCCUAAGUCAUAGCAGGCCUGAAUGAGCGAGUUAUUUUGAAAAAGAAACUGCCUACAACGUAAUAAGCCUGACAGGUCUUUGGAUAUUUUUACAUUUGUGUGUUGAGUUUAAUGUUCAGCCUGGGCUGCAGCUUGGCGGGUAUUGGCCUCUGCUUCCGGUUUUUAGUCUGGCUUUGAGUAUUCUGAGUUACUAGCAAGAAAACAAAUCUAUUUUUUAAGGUAAUAGACUGUAGAACGGCAUAGGCGUAGACGUAUAAGACACAGUGACCAUCGUAGGAUGCACAGCUUUAGAAUCCUUAGCCCCCAGUACUUCCUACAUAACAGGCCCGGGAAGCUUUAGCUGUGGGUGGCUGGUGUGCUCGGCACAGCUUCCUCUAUGCACUCCCAGCUUAUAAGGGAUUUUGGUUUAUUUGCCAUUUGCCUUGCAUGGUACCACUUUGUAUCUUUUGGGGGGGGGGGCGUGGAGGGCUCUUGUCCAGGUUAAAGUCCCAAAGUGUCAGACCUGAGAUUGUUUCUCAACAACACCCCUCCCCUUUCCCCUCCCCCCACACAGAGGAAGGGUUCUUGAUAUUCAUGUAUCGGGACCACGCCUGCGCCUAUAUCUCCAUGUGUAUGACAUGCACAUCAAGUACUGUAUCUGACUUCUGUGCCAGCCACCUGACCUGAUUCUUUGAAACCCAUAAAGGUAGUGGUUAUAUGUCAUAGUUGCAUCCCAGGUGAAUGGAGUGGCUCAAAUACUUUCUCUGAAUUAUGAAGCUAAUGGGGUUUGCAUUUUUAGUAAAGAGUGAUACAGGAUCUUUCUUUUUAGUGUUUUAAAAAAUACAAUUCCCUAAAUGUGGUCAGCGAUAUAUAGGACCAGUUCUGUAGAAGAAUCAUGCUGGGUCUUCUGCCGGAAAAGCCUCCGUAAGAGAGGCCACGCAUGAAAUCACCCUGGUUCGUUUAUCUGACAAGCACCACUUACGCAGCAUCUAAUUAAACAUAAUCUAUGCCAAGAGUAAUAACAACAACUGUGUUCCUUUGCGGUGUAUCAUACCUCAUCUGAGAGGCCCUAAUACCUGGAGAAUUGAUUCUUGAAAGUAAAGAUGAUUUUGUAUCAUUAGAUAACCCCACAGCUAUCCACCAAGGCUUUUCAUUUCUCCUUUCUUUGUCUUCCCUAACUCGGUUUUUGGAGUCCCCUUAGCUUAUGCUACUUCCUUAGGACACAUUUUUGAGCCCGGGAGUCUACGGUGUGAUCAUUGUCGGUGAAGUUUUUUUUUUUUUAUUUGUUUGUUUGUUUUGUUUUGUUUUAAAAGAUUCAUGGUAACACAAAAUGUAUUUUACUGCUACAACUAAAAUGUAUUUAUAAUAAAAAUGCCUUUUUAAUAA